Molecule: messenger RNA, 2924 nt
Organism: Cadophora gregata
Lineage: Eukaryota; Fungi; Ascomycota; Leotiomycetes; Helotiales; Ploettnerulaceae
Exons: 6
Coding region: 1-2718 (905 amino acids)
Biological process (GO): pyrimidine nucleotide-sugar transmembrane transport
Cellular component (GO): Golgi membrane
Molecular function (GO): pyrimidine nucleotide-sugar transmembrane transporter activity
Source: RefSeq, a predicted model, not a curated record
AUGCAUCUCCUCACCACCCUCUCCACCCUCCGCUCCUACAACGCCGCCUACCUCUCCGCCCUCUCCCUGGUCAUCAUCCAAGUCGGCAUAGGAUGCAUCAUGCGAUCCUCGCAAACGAGCGGGAAAUACACCUUCUCCACAUCCAGCUCGGUGACCAUCUCGGAGUUCUUUAAAUUCCUCAUUUCGUCCGCGUUGAUUGUCAGGUCGGCUGUGAGGGCGAGGAGGGAUUCGCCGGGGAGGCUUGAGUUGGUGGUGGUGAGUGGUGAGGAUGGGGUUGGUGAUGAGGUGGGGGAGAAGGUGAGGGUGGGUGAUGGGGAUGGGGAUGGGGAUGGGGAUGGGGAUGAGGAUGCUGGUGCGGGUGCUGGGGUGGGGUUUGAGGAUGAAAGGUUGAUUCCUGGGGGUGGAGUUGGAGUUGGAGUGGGUAGGAGGAGGGGCAAUUUGGUGGGAGAUUAUGUGAGGAGUUUGGGGAUGGUGAGGGUGGAGAAUAGGUAUGGGUUUGCGAAGUUGGCGUUGUUGUAUGCGCUGAUCAACAAUACGAUCUUCGUGGCAUAUAAACUUGCCGAUCCAGGAACAAUCGCUCUCGUUCGUUCGGGAGUUAUUUUCAUCACGGCACUCAUCAUGGUAUUUGCUCUCGGAGCGGACGUCUCAAAAGUCCAAUGGACAGCCAUCAUAAUCCAACUCUGCGGUCUCGUAACAACACAAUACACCCCAGAAACAGGUACAUCCUACCCACUAUCCACCUACAUGGUUCUCCUCUUCCAAGUAUUCGUCAGCUCGGUAGCAGGCGUGUACAAUCAAUCGCUCCUCAAAAGCGAUCAGGCAUCUCUGCAUGCGCAGAAUGCUGUGCUGUAUGGUUGUGGUGUGGUUAUUAAUGGGUUGGUGCAUGUCACGCUGAGCUAUGUGACGGAGGAUGAGCCGGGUUUCUUUGUGGGGUAUAAUAACUCGGCGGCGUAUUUGGUGAUUGUGAGUAAUGUGUUUAUUGGGCUGGCGAUCACGGCGGUGUAUAAAUAUGCCAAUGCUGUCAUCAAAUGUCUCGCUACUGCAGUUGCGACAGGCAUUCUGUUGUAUAUCUCGCCAAUUUUGUUCGGAACCACGAUGGCACCGCUCAUUAUUCCCGGCGGCUUGAUCGUCUUCAUUACUUCGUGGCUGUACAUGGAAUCACCUGCUCCAAAACGACCAGCUUCAUUCGCGGAUGAGCACGAUGCUCCACGCAAUCGGCUAUUCAGUUUCAUCCCCUCAGGACCCAAAUACAACAACCCCAUACUCCUCAUCUCCACCCUCCUCUCAAUAACCAUAAUCACCUUCUGCGAAACCAUGUCCCUCCCGGACCUCACCUCCCCCUCGGACCUCACCCCCGACCUCCCAAUCCUCACCUCCCCCUUCAACAACACGCUCGCCUUCGUGCGCUGGAACGGACACCGCCCCGAACGCGUGCCUCUUAUAGAAAAAUACGCGCCGUUCUUCCAUACCCUGCAUUUCAGUAUGCCGGCUAUGGUGGAUGCCCCGUUGAAGACGGAGUAUCAGAAUCUGACGCAUGAUAAUUGGGGGGAUGGGUUGGUGACGUAUGUCCAGAUUGCGAGGACGAUGGAGUGGAUUUUGAAGAUGCAGAGGAAUGAGAGUGAGAGGGAGAUUGAGGGGUUGUUGCAGUUUCAUUUCGACGCUUGGGUCGACCCCAUGGACUUCGCCGAAGAAGACUUCAACAAGAUGUGGAUAGCCGUCAGCCGACACAACGAUGGCGCCGGCGGAGGCCCAACCUUCCUUUGCAUGACCAAACGCGAGCGCUUCUCCAGCUGGGUCGGCAUGUCCCCCAACCACAACUGGCAAUACCCACUCCUCGAAGCGCUCGCCUCCCUCACCGCCGCAAACACCGACUACGUCUUCGACCCGGACGAGUGGUGCACCGGCUGGUCAGACAUCUACUACGUGCCGCGCCACCUCUGGGUCGACUACAUCUACCUCGCCUACACCUUCGCCGCGCACUCCGUCUUCCACGAGAUGGCCGUGCCCACCAUCCUCCACAUCAUAGACCAGACUCGACGCCAGAGAGAGCUCUCCAGUAUCAUCAGUUUCAUCGGGGAUUGCUACGGUGGAUGUUGUGCCCCUGGGGCUGGAAUGGAAGAUCUCCUCUCCCACCGCUGCGGCCACAAACUCGACUACCAAGGCCGCGUCCAAGAAGCACACUACGAACGACUCGACUACGCCGCCAGCGUCCUGGGCACACCCAUCGAGCGCCCCUCCUGGCUCAGCCCCGAAGCCCAAGCCAACAGAGUCAACUGGACCGCCUUUGAAAGCAGUCUCAGCCCCGAAGCGCGCAAGAAGCUCGACGAGGCAAGGUUCAAUACCCGCCUGGGCAAGACGAUGGGGCAUAAUAUGCCGGAGAACUUCGUCUUUAACGCGACGGGGGUGGAGCCGCCGCCGAGUCCGGCGGAGUUGAGGAAGGUGGAGCAAGAGAGGAAGAAGAAGGUGGAGGAGGAGAGGAAGAAGGUUGAGGAGGAGAGGAAGAGGGUUGAGGCGGAGAGGGAGAGGGAGAGGAAGAAGGAGGCGGAGAGGAAGGCGGAGGUGCAGAGGUUGAAGGAUUUGGAGGGGCAGAGGGUGAAGGCGAAGGUGGAGGAGGAGCAGGCGAAGAAAGGGAGUGGAAAUGGGAAUGCGAAUGCGAAUGCGAAUGCGAAUGGGAAUGGGAAUGGUGGUGCGGCUCCGGCGGUGGCGAAUGAGACGUGAUGGACUGGAGAAGAGGUAUGCAGGCUGAUGAAUACACAAGGGUUGACGAAUAAAGAAAAGAAGAAAUUGAUAGACCUGGCGUUCGUGGAUAUAAAUAGACAGCGAUUUUGCCUUGCGGGACUGUAUAAUAGUCAAAUGGAAUUUGUCCUUUGUUGAAUCGGUGCCGAUUUGGUUGUGAUUUCGGGACUGCCUCGCGAAUUCUUCAG